Molecule: messenger RNA, 156 nt
Organism: Colletotrichum scovillei
Lineage: Eukaryota; Fungi; Ascomycota; Sordariomycetes; Glomerellales; Glomerellaceae
Exons: 1
Coding region: 1-156 (51 amino acids)
Source: RefSeq, a predicted model, not a curated record
AUGGCGAACCCUGAGCUAGCGAUAGCCAAGGCCUCCUUCAGCGCCAUCCUCUUCCGCAAAGAACCCGUCUCGCUCACCCGGCCCGAGAUCGAGAGCUUCCACACCCUCCUCCACGACACGAUACACCAGUGCUCGCCGGCCAACGUUCAGGUUUGA